AUGGAUGGUUUGCAAGGAUCCAGUACGAACGUUAACCGGAAACGGAGGAGCAAUUUCCUGACGCUGGUGGAGAAGUACGGCGUAGGAUCUUCUACGGUCACGAGAAUAAUCCAAAAGAAAGAAGCAAUUCGUGAGGCGGUGGACAAGUUCAAGGAAUAUGGUGUAAAUAAUCGAAAAACAUUGAAAGAGCAGACGUUCCCUUUGCUGGAAGAAGCUGUUUACAUCUGGAUUUUACAGCAGCGGCAGUCCAACAUUUUGUUGACAGUGGAUAUUCUUAAAGCAAAGGCGGAGCUGCUGUUUAAGAUGUUCCAGGACCGGGGGCUCUAUGCGGUGCACGGUUUUUCUGCUUCGGAUGGCUGGAUGCAUCGUUUUAAGCAGCGGUUUGGAUUGCGCGUGAAAGCCGUAACAGGAGAAAAGGCAUCGGUAAACGUUGAAGCGUACCUAAAUUUCAAGAAGGUCCUACAGAAGAAGAUUCAGGAAAUGCAGCUAUCACUAUCCCAAGUCUUUAAUGCAGAUGAAUCUGCUUUGUUCAUCAAGCUCCUAGCCACACGCUCUGUCGUUACCUGUGAUGAGACCGUGGCAAGCGGACGGAAGCAAAACAAGACAAGGUAUACGUUUAUGCCUUGCUCCAACAUAGAUGGUUCCCUAAAGCUUCCGUUGUAUUUCAUUUGCACAGCUGCAAAACCACGAGGAAUCAACAUCGAAGAACUUCCCGUUUCAUAUAAUCAUUCCAAAAAGGCUUGGAUGACCACACUGUUGUUCCGUCAAUGGUUCCACGAAGAAUUUGUCCCCGCUGUUCGAAAAUUUUCGGCCGAGAGAGGAUUGGAGCCAAAGGCAUUGCUGGUUCUUGAUAAUUGCACCAGUCAUUAUGACGUUGACGAAUCUCUACAGAGUGACGAUGGACUGAUUCAAGUGAUCUACCUCCCACCAAAUGUAACUGCUGAAUGCCAGCCGAUGGACCAAGCGGUCAUCAAUGCAAUCAAGCGAAAGUAUAAAAGAAAAGUGAUGCUCGCAUUAAUUCUGGAAAACGAACACUUAAGUUUCGAAGAACGAUUGAAGAAGAUUAAUCUUCAACAGUGUAUUUCGUGGUUGGCAACCUCUUGGGAGGAGAUAUCUGACAAAACUAUACGUAAUUCGUGGAAGAAGUUGAUCGAUGGUUUGCCGGAGGAUGCUGUUAAUGUAGACUCGAAAGCGGCCGAUGAUGACUUCAAAGCGCUUGUGUCCAGGAUUGACAGUUUGGCAGGAACAAAAACAUCUGAGCAAGAUAUUGAUAUGUGGAUCAAAGAUCAGGUGUAUGAUGCUGAUCAUAAUCCAGAUUGGGUAACCAGUGAAGUGUUUGUCAUCAGUUCUCAAGAAAGAUCAACCUGA
Molecule: messenger RNA, 1368 nt
Organism: Toxorhynchites rutilus septentrionalis
Lineage: Eukaryota; Metazoa; Arthropoda; Insecta; Diptera; Culicidae
Product: tigger transposable element-derived protein 2-like
Exons: 3
Coding region: 1-1368 (455 amino acids)
Cellular component (GO): nucleus
Molecular function (GO): DNA binding
Source: RefSeq, a predicted model, not a curated record